AUGUGCUGCGAAGUGACGUGGGACCAGCCAGCACAUGCAGUCAAUCCGGAAGGAUUGAACCUACCGAAGGGAGUGACGUUGGCGGAUCCUCAUUUCUAUGAGCCAGGGCCAAUUGAUCUACUUAUUGGGCGAGAAGGUUACAACGAUCUACUUUUGGGUAACAUUCUUCGGUUGAAUAGCCCAAAACUACUACUGCAAAACACGGAGCUGGGUUGGAUUGUCUCAGGUCAGGUAAGCCAAGGUCUAACACACUCUUCCUUAGUGCUCAACGUCAUGACGCUGAAUGACCAACUAAGCCGGUUUUGGGAACUGGAAGGCUGCUACUCCCCUGCGAUGUUAUCCGUCGAGGAAGCUGAGUGUGAGGCAGCAUUUGUACAAACAACUUCACGAGACCACGAAGGCCGUUUCGUGGUAGCCUUACCAACGCGUACUGAAAGGCUUAAUCAACUAGGUGACUCUUAUGAAGCUGCAUCACGGCGGCUACAAUCGCUCUGUAGGCGAUUAAAUAUCGACUCGAAAUUGAAGCAGGAAUAUUCUAAAUUCCUACAGGAGUAUCUCGAUCUAGGACACAUGGAAGAAAUUCCAUCUGACCGCCAAGACAUUGGAAAGACGUAUUACAUGCCGCAUCAUUGUGUAGUACGACCCGACAGCCUCACGACUAAGCUAAGAGUCGUAUUUGAUGCAUCCAGUUCUACGGAUACAGGGGUAUCCUCAACGAUGCACUGA
Messenger RNA from Anopheles arabiensis, 726 nucleotides. RefSeq lists its product as uncharacterized. The transcript has a single exon. Lineage: Eukaryota; Metazoa; Arthropoda; Insecta; Diptera; Culicidae. Bases 1 to 726 code for a protein of 241 amino acids. The record is from RefSeq and is a predicted model, not a curated record.